Messenger RNA from Lottia gigantea (owl limpet), 1486 nucleotides. RefSeq lists its product as hypothetical. NCBI's taxonomy places the organism in Eukaryota, Metazoa, Mollusca, Gastropoda, Lottiidae. The transcript has 3 exons. Gene Ontology annotation, biological process: protein autoprocessing. The record is from RefSeq and is a predicted model, not a curated record. Bases 53 to 667 code for a protein of 204 amino acids.
CACAGAGUAAACGUUUUACAAGAGUUAAUAGAAAAUAUUUUAACGGAUCAAAAUGGUCAAUAAUAGUGGUGGUUGUUUCCCAGCCCAUUCAGUGAUAACCUCUAAAUUAAAGAAAUAUUUAGAGGAUCUUAAAGAAGGCGAUAAAGUAUUGGCUUGGAAUGAUAAAGGUGAUUUAGAAUUUACUGAAGUUUGGGCUCGGACCCACCAUGUUAUUAAUGAAAAAUCAGAUUACAUUCAGUUGGAAACAACCACAAAAAGGUUGGUCCUUAGUCACCGACAUUAUGUCUUGGUGAAAACCGGGGAGGAGAAAUCCGAAUUCAAGAUGGCUAAAGAUGUUCAGAUUGGGGAAACUUUGAUAACGAUGGCUGAUGAUAAAACUGUGAUUGAAGAACCAGUUGUAAAUAUAGAUGAAGUCGAAGAAGAGGGCAUUUACAACGUUUUUACAAAAUCUGGCAGAAUUAUUGUAAAUGGUAUAUUCUGUUCCACAUACGCAGAAGUAGAACCAAAUCUGGUCCACAAAACAAUGGCCCCCUUCCGUACUGCAUAUGAUUUGGCCCCGAAAUGUGUCAUGAAGAAAAUAAUGACCCCAAAUAAGGAAGGCAAACCCCAUUUAUUUAAAAUUGGAGGUGACAUUCUUAAACCAAUCGUAUCUUCAGUUCAAAAUUGAAAUGGAGAUAAUUUGCUGUGCUUGUAUAUUUAGUAUUUUGUAUGUUUUCUUUUAUAAUCAUGAUUUAAUCUGUCAAAAGAGUGGUAAUAUAGGUAAUAGCUUGUUAUCCAACCUCUUCAUCUUUUGUGUGUGAAUACAGUAAUUUUUUUACAAAAAAAUAUUUUUGUAUAUGCUUUUUAUAAGAUAGUCGCAUGGCGCCUCUAUAAUGGCUUAUUUUUAAUAGUUUGAAAAAUUACGCCUACUUAUCAAAGUCACCUCCACUUGAUUCUGGAUGAAUUUUUUUUUUAACCGUCACUAUAUUAAACACUUAAAAUAUUGACGUUUAAAUUUUGUUUUGGCCAGAAUCAAGUGCCUGUGGUGAAAGUCUCGAUUUUAUGGUCGACAUCACAAAUGAUACAUCAUUCAAUAAUUAAUAGUUCCUAAUAUUUAAAUUAGCAACCGUUUCAUGUGUUUAACAUACAGUCUUGCAAAAUAAACUUCAUAGGUGGUAAAUAUAUUGGUCUCCUUGUUAUUUACUACUUGUAUGAGUGGCGGGCCUCGCUUUAGCCCCUCCACUUUCAAAAUUUUUUAAUCAAUUUACACAGUGAAAGUAUAGCCUCUGUCCCCCUGGAAAAUGUUGUGGCCCCUGUUCGGCCCUCAACUAUUUUUUUCAAGAAACACCACUGCUCGGUAUUUACACCUAUUACAUCAAUUCAUCUAUAUAUAAUUUAAUGUAUAUUGUAAUUUCUAUUGAAGUUUCUAUCAGAAAUACUGAAAUCUUCAUUAUCACCUUUUAUAUCAUGUUUAGUUAUCUUAUAAUAAAACGUAAUUUAACUUUUC